AUGCUCGCUUCAGGCAUUCUCUCCAUGCCAUUGACCGCUGAAGAAAGCCGAAAUGCUCAUGCGCCAAUCCUAGCUCGCAUGGAAUACCCGACCCACCCAGAAGCGCAUCUUUCCUCGCGUUCUUCCCUAGGCCGAAGGAACCCUACUUACGGAGGAGAAUACGCUGGCUACGGCGGAGGAGCUGGAGGUGGUUUAGGAGGCGGUCUAGGAGGCGGUCUAGGAGGCGGUAUCGGAGGCGGUAUCGGAGGCGGUCUCGGAGGCGGUCUCGGUGGAGGUCUCGGUGGAGGUCUCGGUGGGGGACUCGGUGGAGGGAUCGGUGGAGGAAUUGGGGGAGGAAUUGCAGGAGGAAUUGGAGGAGGAGCUGGCGGUGGCGCCGGAGGAGGAGCCGGAGCCGGAUAUGGAGGGGCAUCCGGAUAUGAUGGUGGGGCUGGAUAUGGAGGUGGCGCCGGAUAUGGAGGAGGAGCCGGAUAUGGGGUGGAAGUGCAGGUGGAAUCGGAGCCGGCGUGGAGUUGA
Puccinia graminis f. sp. tritici CRL 75-36-700-3 is the source of this 513-nucleotide messenger RNA. RefSeq lists its product as uncharacterized. Lineage: Eukaryota; Fungi; Basidiomycota; Pucciniomycetes; Pucciniales; Pucciniaceae. The transcript has 3 exons. Bases 1 to 513 code for a protein of 170 amino acids. The record is from RefSeq and is a predicted model, not a curated record.